UAGGUUUUUUGUCUUGGAGAAUCUGCUUGUUGAAGGCUUUAAACUCCCAAACGCAGGUCUGCUCCGAUGGCGUUUGCGUAGGCCCGGGGGGACGCCGCUGUCGUUUGACCCCCGCGAUGGGAGAAGGGUGAUUUCCCUCCGUGAAGCCGUUUCUGUCUCGAUGCCCAUUUACAAACUAGGCAAUAUGAAAAGAAACCUGAACUCCAGCCCCUUUGAGGCAGUGAGCGUGAACAAGUCAGCAGCUUUGGUUAAGGAGGGUUGGAGGGGUUUAGGGUUGUUGCUCGGCUCAGCAUGCGGCGGCCACCGCUGCUGCGCUGCCUGGAGGGAGCUCGGUCUCCUUGGCCCCUGCCCAGGAGCUGCUCGCUCCCGGUGACGCGGUGACACAGGUACAGGAGUGCCGCUGCCUGGAGUACGGGAUGACCCGACAGCCCUGGGCGCAUCCCUGGGCUUGCCUCCCCGUGGCCCCGUCGCCCUCGACUCGUGAGGAGACGGUUGUACUCGCUGCGUAGAGCACGGACGUCUGUAGGGAUGGAUUUUUCAGGGCUUGAGGGUGUUUUGUUUCCGUGUUUUUCCUUUGGUGUGUGUGUUUAUGUAGUUUUUGCCUGGCCAGGUUAUGCAUUGGAGCACAUAAACAUUCAGGAGGAACAGUGGGGGUGAGUCCAGCUGAGACUUGUGUCUGGUAUUGAGGAUGUUCAGGAAAGGUCUUGGUGCUCCUUCUGAGUAAGAUUUCUUUGGCUAUCAGAGUGUUUUCUUACUGCUUGCCAGGAGGAAACCUAAUCAGACAAGCAUCUAUCUUCCAGCAACUUGCAUAAUCUUUUGUGUGUAAAUUAUAAUACUUCAGACCCGCAUGACUGCGCUUCACCAACUGGAGAAGGGCAUAAACCAGCCGCUGUGGGACCUCGCUGCAGGGGCCGGGUGGGCCGGCGCUUCCUCGUGCGUUUCUCUUUGAGGUGCCAGGGACGCUUCCCUGACCUCGGGGCAGAGGCAGUGCUAGGUGACCUUCACAAAGUCACCUCGUUCAAAUGGCCUGAGCUCUAACAGGUGGGAAAAAAAAAAAAAAUCGGUAUUUAUAGGCUGCCCGCAGCAGCACCUGAGACAGUGACUCUGAAGCAGUCUCUUGAUCCACCUCCUCACCCUCACGUGAUGGGAAGGGGGGGUCUCUUUGCACAGUUCCUCUCGCCUGUCUUUUGGCCAGAACCUCGGGCCCAGCGGGUGCAGGAGGUGUCUAAGCCUCCACAGCAUCUUAGAGCCAUUGAUGAACCAGAAAUAGAACCAUCUCCUACUAGAUUAUCCACUUAGAGACCUGCGGUUGCGUAGCUGCGCUUCCAGCUUGCAGGACUGAUUGUAAAUCCACUAAAAAUAGAUCUUUAUUUAACACUAGUCUUACACAUGCACCCUGUCAAAAUGCUUUUAAUUUUCCUUUUUGAUGCACGCUAUUGUAUUUUGUAUUCCUCUCUGAGAAUCGGAGGCAAAGGUGCUUUUCAGCGGUGCUGCUCCUACAGAGCUGAUACCGUACAUGUUCCAUAAAAUAAGCCGUUAAAGGUUCGUUUGAACACCCAGAGCCGCAGGACUAUUCAACAAGUGCUGUCAGAGAUAGAUGUCUAGUAAAUUAAUUGGGGGAGUGAUGUAAACCUCCAUCAUUAGGGGCAUAGGGAUCCUUCACUAAUCAGUAUUAUAAAUAGUGGAGGGGAAGACUUUUCUUCUUUUUCAGUUUUGCUCCUGAUGGAAGGUUGGGGCGCUGGCAGGGUCAGGGUGGAGAGGGGUGCGGGGCCGGUGCUGGAGACGGGGCUCUGGUGGCUGAAGCUGCAGCAUCUUCUCUCCCCCAGUUCUUCCAUUAAGCAGUCUGUACACUUAAUAUAGCUGCUGAUUGGAAAUUGUUCCCCUGAGCGUAGAUUCUUUUAUCUUUAUGUAAAUGCUUGUUCAUGCUCAGUUUUUAGGCUGUGUAGUUUGCUUGCUUUGUCUGUCACUUGAGAGAGGUUUUAUAAGCUGUGAAGAAUUUACUUAUUUUUCAGAACAGGCAUGUUCCAUUUUGUGGCUCUCGCGCUCAGCUCGGGAGUGAUGUGUUUCCCCUUGUCAGCUCUCUGCUCCCUCUGAGUGACGGGGGGUGACAGUGCACGAGGAAGGCACGGAAACGUCGUAACCUAGGGAGGGUUUUUGAUUAGCGGAGAAAAAAGUGUGAUGGAGCUGUAUUGACUCAGAAUUAAAAUUGUUUACUCUCUCUGAAUAUGGCUUAUCACUUUCUUUGAUCCUUUCUUUAAUCUCUUUGUGUUUUUCUUUGUGUUUUGUCUCAGGUUACGUAGUUCUCAAAUUUCCGUCUCCUACCAGGUUAGCACCACUGAUGCUUCUGAUCUUCAGGCAUCUGAAAAAGAGAUGGAUAUGAUUUCAGAAAUUCUUUUUAUCACAAAAUACAGUUGAAGUGCAGAACUACAGUGGGAUGGGUUGGGUUUUCCCUUUACUGGCCAAGGUUGGAGGUGGUACAGAGAUGCGAAUGGUGCCCUGCGCAACAUUUUUAAUUUUUAAAACGUCCUGUCCACGCGACUCCAGAAGGCGGAGGGUGGGUCUGCGCCGUGCCACGGUGCUGCAGAGGCUCAGUUCUAGAUGCGGCUGACGGCAGCGGGGCGUUGGGGUUCCUCCACGGCCUUUGCACACAAGUCAGACGGAAAGGCGGCCGCGGGCCGGCGAAUGAGAUCGGGGUCGCGCAUCGUUGUGGCCGUGACGUUAGGGGAAUUCAGACCACAGUUAGGAUCAAAAAAUUCCCAAGUGAAUACCUGUUGCUGCUCUUCUCGAAGGUUUCGGGCCACGUCCUGCGCCUGCCCCACAGUCUCUCGCCCGACGGGACCCAGAGGCCCGUCGGGCUCCUUGGAGCAGCGCUGGUGCUGCCGCGGAGGGGCUGCAGGGUGCUCCCGCCCCAAAGACACAUCGUGGUGAACAUCUACUGCAGCUUAGCUUUGUUCAUCGUUUCCUGUUUGCAUGGGUAAUCUUACCCACAGAAAUGUCCAGUCCUCUUUUGGAAUCCUUGAGUUCUUGCUUCUAGACAUUUUGGAGCAGUAAGUUCCACGGGCUUAAAAAAAAUUGUAAUAACCUCUUUAGUUCUUCGCAUGUAAGUGGCAGUUCUGUUCUCCAUACAGUAUAUGAAAGGAUGAGUUGUUAUUUAUUGUAUUGCCUCCUUAAUAUCUGCUUUUACUCAUUUUCUUUCAAAGGCAAACAGCCCAACUCUUUCUAGUGUCUCUAGCCAUCAUUUUUUUUCCGCAUCCUUUGCUGUUAUUGUUGUCCUUUUCUGAAUUCUGUCCUUCUCUGACAAGAAUUCUGAGUCUUGCCCGUGGUACCCUUCUUGAGAUGGAGCGAAGAUGAAAUGAAUGCAGUAAUCCAAGGCAGGUGCUGGAAAAUUACUCUGAUGCUCCCAUGACCCCAAAACAGAUUCUGCAGGUCAUAGAGGCUGAAGGACUAAAGGAAAUGAGUGGCACUUCUCCCCUCGCCUGCCUCAACGCCAUGCUCCAUUCCAACUCACGGGGAGGCGACGGACUCUUUUACAAACUGCCCGGGCGCAUCAGCCUCUUCACGCUCAAGAAGGACGCCCUGCAGUGGUCUCGGACUCUCUCGGUGCCGGAAGGGGAAGAGCUGGAGGAUACAGCAGACGCGGAAAGCUGCGAGUCCAACGAAGCCAGCACUGUGAGUGGUGAUAACGAUGUGUCUCUUGAUGAAACCUCCUCCAAUGCCUCGUGUUCCACGGAAUCUCAGAGCAAGGGACCUGCUGCUACCAGGGAGAGCUACAGAGCCGCCUCCCAGACAACCAAACAAAAGAAGAAGACUGGUGUAAUGCUGCCACGUGUUGUCCUAACACCACUGAAAGUAAACGGGGCGCACAUGGAGUCUGCCUCCGGCUUCACAGGAAGGCACGCUGACGGGGAGAGCAGCAGCACAUCCAGCAGCAGCAGCAGCUCCCUGGCCCUGUGCAAAGCCACCUUGCGCAGCAGAACAGAAAUAAACCGGGAUCCUCCGCAGCUUCUGAGGGGUAUCCGAAAGCCCGCAGCUGGGCAGAUGAAACGCAACAGGGGUGAGGAUAUUGACUUCGAGACGCCCGGUUCCAUUCUUGUCAACACAAACCUGCGAGCUCUGAUCAACUCCAGAACCUUUAACGCGCUCCCCUCGCACUUCCAGCAGCAGCUCCUUUACCUCCUUCCCGAAGUCGACAGACAGGUUGGGGCCGACGGGCUGAUGCGUCUCAGCGGCAGCGCCCUCAAUAACGAGUUCUUCACCCACGCUGCGCAGAGCUGGAGGGAGCGCCUGGCUGACGGUGAAUUCACCCAUGAGAUGCAAGUUCGAAUUCGGCAGGAGAUGGAAAAGGAGAAGAGAGUGGAGCAAUGGAAGGAGAAGUUCUUUGAGGACUACUAUGGACAAAAGUUGGGCUUGACCCAAGAGGAAUCCCAGGAGCAGAAUUUGGUGCAAGAAGAUGCCGAGAACAGGACGGGGCUGUCUGCGAAGGGAGAAGCGAGGCUGGCGCGCGGCCCCGCGGCGCGGCAGAGGGACGGGCACUUCAAAAAACGCUCCCGGGCCGACCUGCGCUGCAGGGCCAGGAGGAGCCUCUACAAACUGCGCGAGCCCGAGCAAACCGAGGCGGCCAGAGAGGCUGCCUCUGUGGGGCCAGACUCCUCUCUUCACAAAGAGACAAAGCCUGAGAUGGACCUGAAGAAGGAUGAUCUGACCAGCCCUGCGGCGGCAGCACUGAAGGCAGAGGGUUCAGAACUGCACCUCUCUCCAGAGACUUCCAAGUUACACAGUAAAUCGGAAGAUCUGCCGCUGGCAGCUGCAAACAGAAUUCCCAGUUUGCCCCAGGAGAACUCUGCUCGGGAGGCCAAGGACCAGAAGAGGAAAUGCUUUGAGGAGGCUGCCUCUGCGUCCUUCCCCGAAAAGAAGCCCCGGCUUGAAGAUCGUCAGUCCUUUCGUAACACAAUUGAAAGUGUUCACCCAGAAAAGCCACAGCCUACUAAAGAGGAGCCAAAAGUCCCACCCAUCCGGAUUCAACUUUCACGUAUUAAACCACCCUGGGUGGUUAAAGGUCAGCCCGCUUACCAGAUAUGCCCCCGGAUCAUCCCCAGCACGGAGCCCUCCGGCCGGGGCAGGGCUGGGGCCAGGACUCUCGCAGACAUUAAAGCCCGCGCUCUGCAAGCCCGAGCCCAGCGAGAAGCCGCUGCAGCCGCCAUCGGGGGCGGGGGUGGCCCGGGCGGGGGGAGAGGCCCUGACGAAGGAGGUGGUGGGGGAGAACCCGGCGGCCGCUCCGAGCGCAGGAGAUCCAAGAGAACUCGUGGAAAGCGUUCGUCAGAUCUACAGCGAGCACAACUACUGUCGCCUGCCCAUCUGAGCGCGGCGGAGGUGAACCCCGGGGGGGCUGCCACCAAUUCCUUCCUCUCCUCAAGACAAGAUCCCUUUUCCUCGAAGAGCGAGGGAAGCGGCGACCGGGAGCGGGCUGCGGGCAGCAGCUCAGGGGGGGCUCGGCCCAGCGGCCGCUCCCCCAGGAGGCAGUUGUGUGACGCUUUGACUGGGCCGUCUCUAGGCAGUGCAACCCCGGAGAGGCAGGAGGAGAGCCCCGAGCAGCUCCUCUGUCACCCAAGGACCGAAACCCGGCCUUGUGCUGCGUCACAGGAGAGGCAGAGCCCGAAGCUGAAGCGCGCGGUUCCUCCGGUGAACGGUCUGUCGUGUUCUCGGGGGCAGGGAGCUGCGCUCAGCCCGGCGGGAGACGGGCCCGUGUCAGAGCCCAGAGCUGGCCGUGCUCCCGCCCUGCAGCUGGAUUGUCAUUCUGACCUGAAGGAAAACUCCUCGAGUUGUCCUGCUUUGCUGCCAGAACUGCCAUCGGGUGGUGAGGAGUGCCACGAGCCAGACACGGUAUCUAGGUUUAGAUUUAACGGCUCCGAAACAUUGGUGGAGAAACGUGUCGCUGCGGGCGAUCGCCUCGACGGGGGGACUGCGGGGUGGGGGGCAGCCCCUGCGCCGGGCGACUUGGCGCGGCUGCAGGCGGAGAGAGGGAGUGGUGGCCGAGUGAGCAGUGAGGAACGGGGCGCAGAGCCUCUGGGGAAACCCUCCUCACACGCUGACUUCAGCUCUCAGAGCAGGGUGGAUACCCCCGAAAAACCGCGGCUGCGGGAGCGGGGCCCCAGAGCAGAAGCAGAAAGCGCCCGCGCGCCGCUGGGGGAGGCUCAGGAGUUCGCGGCGAAGGGAGACGAUGAAAUCCGGAGCACGCACAGUGAAACAACAGACACUGCUUCAGACUUGGAAGCUGACGAGAAUGGGGGGAUGGAUGGAUGCUGCGGAAGCGUCGCCUGCAGGGAGGCGGCUGGGAAAGAGUCCCCCUGCCCCAGCAGCACUGAGAGAUGCGAUGGGAUUAGAUCCAAAGCAGCCGGGGAACGGGCUGGUCCGGCCUAUGCUGUGGAUUUCCCUGCGGGCGCAGCGAUGAGCCCCCCACCUCCGCCUCAGAGGUCCCUGCCCCAGACAGCCGAGCGGCCCGCGGGUUCUGCUCGGCCCGGAGCCUCUGGAGAAACCCCCAACCCUUUGGUGUUGCAGCUGCUGAAGGGGAACCUUCCGCUGGAAGAAGUUCUCCCCGUACCUCACGCCAACAUCAAGCUGGAAAUGGUGCAGGCGCCGCCGGACGCGCGGUCAGAAAGCCUCUCCCUGCAAGUGGAGGGAGGUAGCGGUUGCUGUUUUGGCAAAGAAUCUUCUCCGGCUGUAGCGAUGAAGACGAGCGCCCAAAGCAGGAGCGAUGACUUCCCCUCGGUGAGAUCUUCCGCGGACCCCCAGGAAAGGGAGCCUGGGUCCGGGGGGGCGUUGCCGAGCGCAGAGGAUGCGGAGGAUCAAUCUAUUCCAGAAAAACAUUCCAAAGGUGGCUCGACUUUAAGCUGCCAAGACCAACUGGCCAAUGUGGCAAGUGCCUCUCAGAAGCUUGAAGACACGGGCCCUCGGGAAAGAACAUUUUCUUCCUGUAGCUUUGAGGAGCAAAAGGAGUUGUCCACGGUCCAUCGGGUGCCUCAGCACGACCCCUCGACAAGCGUUGUCACAAGUGAAAGUCCAGAGAAGUUGAACGUCUCUGUGGAGCCUCAGUUUUUAUCUCCAGCUGUAACUUCUCUUGGUCCGGACCAGACAGGAGGUGCAUUGGUCAAUAAAAAUUACGUUGGCGUCCAAGGCAAAAAACUCUUUGGCUCUGGUUUUCCUUGCAGCCCCGCUGCGAGACCGCAUCGCGCCGGGGCUUUGGAUCAAGUUCCAGCGGCGGGAGCCUCGUCCCCCAGCAAACAGGUUCCCCUGAGCAAGGGCUGUGCAGCGGGAGGAGGAGCGGCCCCGCGCGAGGGCUGGGCCCCCAAGCAGCACCCCGGCGCCCCGGGAGGGGGGAGGAACGAGAACGUGCUGGCGGGGGACAGCCCGGGCAAGAGCAACGCGGAGAACCAGAAGGACGCGGCCCCGAGCCCCGCGGAGCGUUUGCGCAGAGUCCCGCUGGUCAUGGACUUGCCGUUUUUUAAGUUUUCGAGGGAACCGGGCAAAGGACACAACCACCCUCUGGAGCCUUCUUCCAUACCCUCUCAGCUCAACAUCAAGCAAGCAUUUUAUGGGAAGCUUUCGAAGCUGCAGCUUAAUUCCACCAGCUUUAAUUAUUCAUCCAACACUCCAGCUUUUCCCAGAAGUCUGGCUGGGAGCGUGAUGCAGCUCACCCACAAAGCGAACUUUGCUGCAAACCGUAACGCGUCCCUCUCGGUGCAGAUGUUUGCCGACAGCGCCCGCGUUGACGAGAUCUCCUUCAAGUGCUCGUGCAGCCUCAAAGCCAUGAUCAUGUGUAAAGGCUGCGGGGCCUUCUGCCACGAUGACUGUAUAGGACCCUCUAAGCUCUGUGUAUUGUGCCUUGUGGUGAGAUAAUAAAUUAUGGCCAUGGGACAAACUGUAUAUUCAGUGUGUGUAUUUUGAUAACGACUGAUCCUAAAGACCUGUACACAAAAUACGAUUCUGUUUAUAGUAGAAAUGAUAUUUCACUUUGUUUUGGUGAGGAAAGUUGACUUGCCUUCCCACUGAAAGCGACAGUGCAGGACCCUUUCUUGCCCGCGGUCACGCUCCCGUCUCGGUGGGCUGCGCCCCCCCGGCGACCCUCCUGCUGCCCUGGGAAUCCGGAUCCUGCCCCGGGGCCGGCACCUGAGCCCGCGCCUGUUCGCUGUGGACCCUCGCUGGAGGAAACGUGCACCCGAGGACCUGGACAGGGCGUUUCUGUGCCGGGGCUGCGCUGGGUGAGGCCCCACAGUCUUCCACUCUCCCCUCCUGCCGCCUCCGGCCCUGCUUCGCGUGGGGAGCGCCGGGACGCCGCACGGUGCGGGGGGCCCAGCAGAGCCGGGCGGCUCAGAGCCCCCCACGGAGCCCGACGGAGGACACAAGAAGAAGAGGAGGAAAAAAAAUACAAGCAGCAGGUGCCAAGCGCUGGCCUUCCGCUGGUGUGCGGGAAGACGUGCGGCCCCGGGACCUGCCCGGCUGGACUCGGGGACCAGGUGACGCCGCGGCCCCUCCCGGCCGCCUUCCACCGACGCGUGGGAGCUUGGAGGCUCCCGGCGGGUCCUGGCCCUCCCCGGCACAGCGGCAGCGUCUGACCCCUUGCAGGCGUCCAGCUGUGCAUCUGUGUGACCAUCAUCUAACAUCUACAGCAGUGUUUUUAUCUCUCUUUUUUUUUUUUUUUUUUUUUUUUAUAUUUUCAUUCUUGGAUGUAUAAAGUGAAUUAUUUGACUCCUGUAAGUAUCCUCUAUGCAUCUGUUUGAUCAUGUAUUUAUAUGUUGUACACAGUACUGGCCAACUCUGUAAAUGGAUGUAAUGUACAUAGAACAUAAAAGGUUCUUUCUUUUUUUGGUUCUUUUUUUCCCUUGGAUUUUCAGGCUCUACAGCAGUAUUGCAUUAAAGUGGUGUUAGUUAUUAAUCUGCAUCUGUAGUCAGAGCCACUGUAUUCUGUCUUACCUAACGUGAGGCUCGACAUGCAACGGUGUCUGGGUUCUGGCAGCUCCCUCUGCCCGUGGACUCUGCCUGGGGCCGCGCCGAGGCCGCCGGACUCCCCGCUCGCUCCUGAGCUGCCGCCGGGGCUGGAGUGGAGCUGCCGGAGGGGGAAGGUCCUCGUGCGUCCGGAGAGAGAAAACGUGACUCUCUUCCUCUUUGGAGCAAUUGCUGAUCCAGAAGGAAUUGCUUCAGCGAGGGGAGAAGUCGGCCCCUUCUGUUUAAGCAGGCAGCAGCAAGAAUUGUAGGGGGUUUAUUUUUAUUUUUUCUUCUUGUCCCUUUUCUAGCUCUGUCCUACCUCCCUUGACCAUGCACUUUGGUGUUUUUAAACCGUGCGAGUCCCUAUUUGAGAUGCCUGAGGGAUGCAACAAGUGUAGUCUCUGAACUGGUUUAUCCUUAAUGCAUCCGACAGCCUCACGUUGUGGGAUGGGGAGAGACCAACGCGCCUGAGCGCGCGGACCCCGGCACGGACAGAUGGAUGGACGGACAGGCUGCGGGGCUGGUGCUGGCGGAGCGGAGGUGGGAAACCUGCUUACCAAAGAUGGGGAGCGGAGCUGGGGCCUGGCUCUGCCUCCUCCGGGGCCACGGGAGUGUACGGUGGAAGUGGUCUGGUGUGCAGAGCCCUCGGGGGGGCCUGCCCGUGUAUGUCCCUUGUGGUAUUGGAAAAAUAAAACACUGUAAAACCUGCA
Molecule: messenger RNA, 9689 nt
Organism: Athene cunicularia (burrowing owl)
Lineage: Eukaryota; Metazoa; Chordata; Aves; Strigiformes; Strigidae
Gene: ASXL1
Product: ASXL transcriptional regulator 1
Exons: 12
Coding region: 3403-7893 (1496 amino acids)
Biological process (GO): positive regulation of transcription by RNA polymerase II; animal organ morphogenesis
Cellular component (GO): PR-DUB complex
Molecular function (GO): chromatin binding; DNA binding; peroxisome proliferator activated receptor binding
Source: RefSeq, a predicted model, not a curated record